Molecule: messenger RNA, 1152 nt
Organism: Fimicolochytrium jonesii
Lineage: Eukaryota; Fungi; Chytridiomycota; Chytridiomycetes; Spizellomycetales; Powellomycetaceae
Exons: 5
Coding region: 1-1152 (383 amino acids)
Biological process (GO): ubiquitin-dependent protein catabolic process via the multivesicular body sorting pathway; protein targeting to vacuole; protein targeting to membrane
Cellular component (GO): ESCRT I complex
Source: RefSeq, a predicted model, not a curated record
AUGUCGCCUUUUGGACGCUCAAAGAAGAACUCCACAGAGGGAACAGAGAGCCGCCGCAAACACAUCAGCUCCCUCUACACCCAUCACCUCGCCAUCCGCGAACUCCAAACCGAAUCCCUCUACGAAAUAACCAUAACAACCUCCCCAUCCACUAACCUCAUCCUCACCCUCAUCCUCAGCCUCCCUCCCACCUUCCCCGACGCCCCGCCCACGAUACAGGUCAAGCCCGCUGUCAGCCACCCGUGGGUCAACCACCAGGGGUUUGUGGUGGGCCAUGAGAAGCUGGCGCUGUGGGAUGGGGGGGUGAUGGUGGGGAAGGUUGUGAAGGACGUCGUGCAGGAGUUUCAGUCCAGGCCGCCGCAGAGGGUUGUUGCGGGGCCUCCGGCGACGACGUAUGCAACUGGAGUUGGGUCAGCGGGUGGGGGUGCGUACGGUGGGGCUGCAGGACCACAGGGCACUGGUGCGCAGGGGAUGAACCCGGGGCAGUAUCCGGGGCAGAAUCCGUCACGGUCGCAGUCGACGCCGCACUCACAUUCCGAGGGACCACCGCCGCCGCCAUCACGGCCUCAAGGGCCACAGCAGCAGAACCCCCCAGACUAUCCGGAAUUGGAACGGCUGAAAUUGGAAGACUUGCAGAAACUCCUUUCAGAUGAGCAGCUGUUUACAGCCUAUUUCGAGAAUCUGGACAGCGUCAAGAAUAUGCGACAGGUGCAUGCAGAACUGAUGCAAGAGAAUGAAGCGUUGGCACACAAAACCCUAAGCAAAGAACAAGCACUAGCAGACGCCCUCCAAAGCAUCACAGAACAACAAACCCUGCUCAGGUCACAAAUCCAACUCCUGGAAGAGACAGCCCAACAAAGGGACGCCGAGGCCAUGCGCUUCGCCCCCGAAUACCUCACCCGCUCCCUCCGCACCUCCGUCCACCUCAGCGAAGAAGCCUCCGACUCCCUCGCCGCCUCCUUCAUCUCCUCCACAUCCACCUCACCGGCAUCGUCAGGCCCGAGCUCAGCGGAAGAGUUCAUCAAACAGCUGAGGGAGAUACGGAAACUGUAUCAUCUUCGUGCGGCGGUGUUGGAGAGGGUGGUGAGGGAGCCGAGGCUUUUGGUGCCAAGGGGGCAAGGGGUGGGCCCGGUUAUGUCGUCCGCUAGCUGA